This is a messenger RNA of Cylicocyclus nassatus, 1059 nucleotides long. Lineage: Eukaryota; Metazoa; Nematoda; Chromadorea; Rhabditida; Strongylidae. The record is from the annotation of a GenBank genome assembly.
GCGUUACCGUCACCACUACCGCCACCAUCGCCACGUACACACACAGCCAACGGUGAUAGCCGUUAAUCGCGUUGUUAAUGGGGGCGUAGCAGAACGAAGACGUGUAACCGCCCAAUGCCCGUAAUCGUCCCCGGCUACCAUUGCACUGAAGAAUCCGAUGCACGUCGGCGUUGCGUUUAUCUUCUGACACUGGAGCUCUGGCUAGCAUAACAAGACAAUGUCACCAUUAGUAUGGAUAUUCACCGUACUGUAUUCGGUAUUUGGUGCAACUGAUCCAACCAUAAACUAUAGACUGCUUGAAUGCUUUGAUUUUAAACGGAAUUUUUGGCUUGUCGGAUAUGCAUUUCACACUUCAUCAGUAGAGUUCAAAGAUGAGUGUCUGAGGCUAUGCCUUUCUGCCAUUAUACGCGGAUCACCUUGCAAAUCUGCAAUGCACAUUCCUGGUGAAGAGCAAUGUGUGAUUUCGGAUCAAGACCAGUUGACGAGACCGGAUUUGUUCGUUGAGAAUGACGCACACACUACAUUCACAGUGAAUUAUUUUAGAAAUACUUGUGUGGAUCCUCCUUUAAAAGAUGGUGGACGACUUGAAGCUCGUUUGACUGGAUUCCGUGGCGGCGAAGGAAUUCUCGAACUGGCUCAGCAGAAGGGAAGCAACCCUAAGCUUCUCGCUAUAAUGACGGGUUUGCAAGAGAAUAAGAACUACCAUCUGAUCUAUGUUCCGGACAUCGAAUUGUCUUCUUGCUAUAAAUCUGGUUUGCUAAACGAGCACAAGGGCAAGAAGCUUAUCACAGUUGAUAGUGAUAAUCGAGGGAUGGCUAUCCAGCCUUGGACAGAAAUCGACUUUCAUAUUCUCGAUGAUGCAGUGAUUGACAAAGUCGUUAUCGUCGUCGAAGCCGAUACGACGAAUGUGGUUGACUGUGGCAAAUUGCAAAUCCAUGGAAAUGUUUCCGACUGGGAACGUGCGAUGAACGGCGGUCUCAACACGAUUCGGGUGACAAUUGUACAUGCAGUUAUCAUGUUGUUUAUAACAAUCUUUCUUGUAUGAAUCUUACCCUCUCU